AAAUUUGAAUUUGUUGUUGUGUAGAUCUGAAUUGUGGGAAAGAAGGAUUAUCCGCUUUUAUGAAUGUGAGGUCAGGCUUGAUUCAUUUCUGAUUAAGCAACAAGCCCUGGAGUGCUCAGCAUGAGCUGGGCAGUGGAAGAGUGGAAGGAUGGGCUGCCUGGCAAAGCCCUCCAGAAAAUCCAGGAAAUCGAGAGCCAGCUAGACAAGCUGAAAAAGGAGAGGCAGCAGAAGCAGUUCCAGCUGGAAACAUUGGAGGCUGCCUUGCAGAAGCAAAAACAAAAGAUGGAAGUAGAGAAGAAUGAAGUAACAGCACUCAAAAGAGAGAACCAGUCUUUGGUGGAGUCCUGUGACAACCUGGAAAAGACAAGGCAAAAGGUUACCCAUGAGCUGCAGGUAAAGGAACAGCAAGUCAACUACUUGGAGGGGCAGCUCGCUGCCAGCAAGAAACAAAUCGAAAAACUGGAGCAAGAGAUUAAGAGGAACAAGGUUGAACUAGACAGGAGCCAGCAGUCGGUUGCAGCAGGAGAUCAACAAUCAUAUGGAACACCACAGAAAAGCUUUGCAACUCCUGCCACACCAAGCCAAAAGCUACAUGAUUCAAAACUGGAAGAAAUUCAAGAGAAAUAUUAUAAAGAAGUGGAAGAAAGACAAAAACUGGAAGCAGAGCUGAAAGUUAUGCAAAUCAAAUUAUUAAACCAGUCGUCAGUAAGUCAUAAGGACAUUGCAAGACAGCAGACACAAUCCUCGAUAUUUCCUUGGCAACAAGACCAAACGCCAAGCCGACAGUCACACAGCUUCCUGGAAACCCCUUUGAAAAGGGGGAUUGGAGCUUCCAGCUUCCUCUGGGACCAUGAAGAAACUCCAUACAAGCGAAAUUCCAGAAGCACAUUGCAUGACAAUGCAGGCAGCUCUCAGCAAAGUGAACAGCUGAAAGCAAUGAAUCAAGAUCUGAAAGCCAAAGUGUCAGAGAUGGAACUUUGUCUUCAGGCCCAAGACAAAGAUAUGAAAAACCACGUGAACAAGCUGCAUGAAAUUCAAAUCAGCUUUGAAAAAGCAAAGAUGGAACUUGCAGAGAAAGACAAAAACUUAAAUAAAUGCAGGGAUGAAUUGACCAGGGUGACAGGACAGUAUGAACAAGCCACUUCCAAGUGUGCAGCCCUCGAACAGAAACUGAAGCAGUUGUCUGAGGAGUUGAACUGUCAGAGACACAAUGCUGAUAGCUCGCGGCUUGCCCUGGAGCAGAAGAUGAAGGACCAUGAAAAGGAGUACCAGAAGGAGCUGGUACAUCAACAGAAUUCCCUUCGCAGUCUAGAUCAAGAGUUUCAUCAGAUGAAAUCAAAGAUGAGCCAAGAGCUCCAGCUGGCCAAAAGUGAUUACAAUGCCCUUCAGGCUGAAAUGGAUAAGAUAGUGCAGCAGAAGCAUCACCUGGAAAAAUGUGUUGAAGAUCUUAAGCAGAAGUUAUGCAGGACGGAGCAGAUACUACAAACUAGUCAGACGAAAGAGAAUGAAAUGAGAAAGAACUUUGAGGGAAUCCAAAAAGAAAAAAACAGUCUUAGCUGUCAGUUCGAGCAAAGUUCAAGGAGAAUGACUCAAGUAGAAGAAGAACUGAAAGCUGCAAAACAAAAUCUCAAACAAAGCCAUAGCUUGAUGGAAGACUUUAAAGCUAAAACUCUUGCACAAAGUGAAGAACUGAAAUGUCUUCAAGUUAAAAUGGAAAACCAAGAUCAGUCUUCAGCGUUGGAGUUGGAAAACAUGAAAAAAGUAGUGUCUGAUCUUGAAAAAAUUAAAGAAAUGGCUCAGAACCAAAUAAAGAAACAAGAACAGGACCUGGAACAAAUGAAAAGUAAGCAGACUGUUAUGGAGAAAGAACAGCAGGCACUGCAAAUUGCUCUGGAUUCUAAGCAGAAUGAAUGCACUGAAUUAAAGAAGGAGAAUGAUUUCCUUUCCAAAUGGAAGACUGAAAAGGAAGAUCUUGUAAACAGUGUAGAGAUUGAAAGAGAACACAUGUUAAAUAAAAUUGGUGAUUUGGAAAAAAAUAUUGAGAUGAUUCAGAAUGUGAGCUGUGGCCUAAAUGAAAAGGUGAAUAGUCUUAAAAGUGAGAAGGAAGAUUUGACAGAGCAGACUGACUCUUUAAAAGGUGAACUUCUUAAAAAGUGUAUGGAAUUAGAAGAAAAGAGCAAAGUGUAUGAAGAACUUCAGAAAAGCUCCGAGGAGGAUAAUCUAAAGUAUACAAAAGAUUUAGAGAAUGGCAACCUGCAGAUUACUGAACUCCAAGCAAAGGCAUCAAAUUUGGAAAUGAAACUGCAAUUGGAGACCUGUAGAGCUGACAAAAUGGAACAGUCUUACAAUGAAUUUAUACUACAGUAUGAAAGUGCUUGCAAUCUUGCAAAAUCGAAAGAGUCUGUAAUUGAUCUGAAGGAAGAAGAAAUCUUACACUUAAAGAACACCAUUUCUCAGGCAUUGUCCCAACAUGAGCAACAGCUAGAAAAGCUCAGUACGGAAAGGUGUAGUUUACUUAAAGCACACGAAGAGAGUCUCUAUGAAAAAGAACAAGCAUUUCAGCAGGCCAGUCUGAACUUUGAAAAGAGUCAACAGGAAGCAGCACUCUUAAAGGAUCAAGUGUCUUCAUUAGAAUCUUCUUUAAAACUUCAAAAAAACCUUAAUGUUGAAUUACAGAGCAAAUGUGAAGAGCUUUCAAAAGUUAAAGGUGAACUGCAGAUUAAAUUUUCACAGGCUGAGGAAAGCCAAAAAGAACUUCUUCAAGAAUUAUCUCUGCUGUCUGAACAAGCCAGUUCUUCAGUGUCUCUACAAGAGCAGUGUAAUCUUUUCUCCGAAGCAGCUAAGGAAAAGGAAGCUUCUUUGCAAAAUUUGACGAAGGAGCUUGAAAGCAAAGUAACUCAAUUGCAGGUCUUCAAAGCAAGUGUUGAGGAGCUUAAAAAUUCAGUUGAGGAAACAGGGUUGAAGUCUUCCAGAUUAGAAGAUGAAAAUGCACAGCUCAAAGCUAGACUACAGACUCUGGAAGAAGAAAUUGGACAGGUUACUGUGAGGAGUCGAAGUCUAGAGGACUCUCACAACAUCUUGUGCCAAGAGAAAGACAGUCUUUUGAAAGAAAUAUAUAGACUAAAUGAUUUAGUAGGAGAGAAAGAAGAUGCUUCUGCAGAGAUGAUACAAUCUUACAAAAAUGAGCUUGGGGUUGCUAAUGAGUUGUGUGCUCAACUUAAAAGCUCUUUAGAAGACCUACAGGGCAAAUAUACUUCUGUUAUGGAGCUGAAUUCAACCUUAGAAAUUUGUCUGAGGGAAGAAUCAUAUAAAAAGUUUUCCCAGGAUAAGGAAUUAGUGGAACUUCAGAAAAAAUAUAGGGACGAAUCAGAAGAACAUGCUGCUAUGCUCAAGGGUUAUGAAGAUAAGCAAAUGCAACUACUCCAGGAGAAAGAUGCAUUACAGUCUCAGCUGCAAAAUAAAAGCAAUGAAGUUGAAAAUACAAUGGAGAAACUAGAAAUGGCAGAAAAUGAAAUAAGCCAGCUAAAAAAGAAUAAUGUGAUCUGUAAUGAAGAGCUAAAAAAAAUGCAAGAUUGCUAUAGAAUGAUCACCCAAGAAAAAGAGACUUUGAAACAGCAGGUAUCUACUCACCAAAGUGAUCUGGAGUCUUUGAAAAGUGUGUUAUUAAUUUCUGAAAACUGUAUAGUAGAAAGAAACCUGAAGAUUGAAAUGCUUGAGGCUAAGCUAAGUGCCGCAGAAUUGAAACAGAUAGAAAUUUCUGACAGAUUAAAGGAAAAGGAAGUACAGUUGAACAAAAUUAAUGUUCAGCUUGAAAUGCUUCAGAUGGAUCUUGAGGAUAAUCAGAAAAAUUGUGUUUGUGAAGGAAGUGAGUUUGAACAACUUAAAAAUUCCUUAGGUAUCCUUGAGGGAAAACUUAAGGAAAAUGAGUUGCAAAAGUCUUCUCUGCAGAAAACGUUGCACUCUGCCAGGGAAGAACUUGCAGAGAAAGAACGUGAGGCCUUACUCACCAAAGCAGUUUUGGAGGAUGCCCAAAAAUCCAGCAAAAGCAUGAAUGAAAGUUAUAUUGCUCUUGCUGCUAAAGUUGAAAUGUUGCAGGCUACAAAUGAGAAAGCUCAAUUUUCCCUGGAUGAGGAAGUUAAAAGAUAUACAGUUCUUGAAAAUUCCUAUAGUAAUUGGGUAGCAGAAAAGACAGAAUUGAAAACUAAGCUUACUGAAUCACAACAUCAGUGCUUGAAUGCUCUUGAAGAGAAUAAAAUCUUAAUAAAGAACAGCAGUUUUAGCUUUGAGGAAACUCUGUUAAGACUACAAGAAGAAAAUCAGACAUUGAAAUCCAUGCUUGACCGGCAAAAUGAUAAAAGCAAAUGCUCUGAAGAGCUCAAAAUGCAGAAUAAAGAUCUUGAAAGCUGCCAAAUAAGUUCUGAAUGCCAAUAUGAUAGCUUAUCAAACCUAUCUAAGCAACAAUGCUUUAUUGAUCAACUUCAGGCAGAGAAAGCUCUGCUCACUCAAGAGACAAUCCACAAGAAGCUGAAAGCUGACACAUCAGAACUCCAGACCUGUGUCCAUGAUGAUGGUCCAUUAUGCAGGACACACAAUGAUUUGUGCCCAUUGGAGAGUGAGCUCCUAAAAAAGUCUGAGGAACUAAAAAUGCUCUCUCAAACCUAUGAAGACUCUUUGAAGACUUUGAAAGAACAAAUGGAUAGACAGAAAGAAGUUUCAAAAGAAGAGAUCGAGGAGCUGAAAGCUGCCUUGUCCAGAGUACAACAUGAGCUUGAUCAACUCCAACAGCAUCAUCUAGAUGAAGUAAAGGUGUGGCAGCAGAAGCUGGUCGAUUUGAAUGCAGAAAUGGAGACCAGACUUGCAGAGGAGAAACAGAAUUGUGAGUUUUUGUCUUCUGAGUUGGAGACUGCAAGACUGCAGAUGCAAUGUCUAGACCUGAGCUCCCGUUCUCUCCUGUGUUCUGAGAAUGAUGAAGAGUUCCACCAGGCCAACACUGAAAAGGGAGGUAUAAAAUGCCUUUCUCCAGAGAAAGACCCUGAAGAAUUGAAGACUGAAAUAUUAGAGUCGACUGAACAACAGUACAACCCCAAUGUGAAUGAAGAGGUUGAGCAUUCGGUAGCAGGAAGCAACACAGCCAUUAAUGAUACAUUUGAUGGACUUUUAAGUGGAGUGGAAAUUCUUACUCUGGAAAAUGAUUCUUCUGUAGUAGAGGAUGACUUGCAUACCACCAAAACAAGCACAGAAAAUGUACAAGUCAGUGUGUUGCAAGAAUGUCUUAAAGAUUUGGAAGAAAACAAUGAAAAGGGCAAUUUGGAGAAUGAUGUUCAGACUUUAUGCUCACAGUUAGAUCUUAAUAAAGUUGAAAUAAUUUCAAAAACAGAUUUGUUUGCUGAAAUGGAAGAAAAGUUCCAAAAAUUGGAAAAAGAAAAUUCAAAUUUGAUACAAAAACUAAGUGUCUCUGUUAUGGAGAACCAGAAACUUGAUGAACAUGUAAGGGAACUGGACGAAGAGCUUAAUAGCCUAAAUUUGCAGUUAAAGACAUCAAAAUUGCAAUUGUCUGAUGUAACCAAUUUGUUGGAAAGUCUGGAAAUGGCUAAAGGAGGCUGGGAUGAAAAGUUACUUCAGAUUGAAAGUGAUCUGAAAAGGACUCAAUCUGAGAAGGCUAAUCUGGAAAAACAUAUCUUGUCUUUGGAGGCAGAGUUUGAAGAGAUCCAGCAGAAGAAUGAGAAGCUGCAGAAAGAGCUUGACUUAAGUAAGAAAGCAAUUGAAAGUUUAGAACAACAGCUGAAAGGGGCUGUAGAUGAAAGAAAUCAGCUGCAUCAAGAUUUGUCCUUGUGCACUGAGGAAAAGGAAGAAGUUGAACGUGAUUUCCAGAGGUGGAAAGGAAAAGCUGAACAACUAGAAAAGGAUAACGUUGAUGCCAAGGAGUUUAUAAAGAUCCUUGAGAAAGAUAUAACGAAUCAAAAAUGUCAAAGAGAAUUGGCCAACAGUAGCCUUGAUAACCUGCAAAGCGAAAAAGAUAAACUUUUGCAGCAGCUUCAGAACAUGGAACAGACUGUUGUGUUACUGAAAGAGGAGAAUCAAGAGUUGCUUAGAGUAUUGAAUGAAGUUAAGGAAGAAAAAACUUCAGUCUCAACAGAGUGUGAAGUUCUUGAGAGCAAAGUACAAGAGCUAGGAAAUGAAAACUCAAAGCUGUCCCAGUUGCUGGAGUCAUCCCUAUGUGAAAAGGGUGAAAUUGCAUCAAAGUUGAAUUCUACUCAGGAAGAGGUAACCCAAAUGCGUGCAGGCAUUGAGAAACUAAGGGUGAGAAUUGAAGCAGAUGAGAAAAAGAAACGGCACGUGGGUGAACAGCUGAAAGCAAGCCAGAGGAAAGCUGAUGUUCUCGUGGACAAAAUCGAAAAGCUUGAAAGGGAAAGAGAGAUGACCGAAACAAGUCUGGAAGAUGCAAUUCUUCAGGCAGAGUCUGCUAAAGCAGAGCUUGAAAUUUUAGCCCCUGAAAAGAAGGAACUAACAAAAUCAAUAGAAUGUAAAGUACAAGAAAUUAAUGAUCUGAAGGCAGUAAAGGAGAAAUUGGAAAAGGAGUUGCUCUGUAAGAAUGAACAGGUUGUACAGCUGCAGAUCUCAUCUAGUGCAGCUUCUGAGAGACUGGAAGUGCUUGAAAAAGAAGUCAAAGUAGCUAAAACUAAUCAAGAAAAUGCGGCAAAAACAUGUGAAUCAAAAGUAAAAGAAAUAAGUAAUGAGCUGCAGCUAAGCAAAGAUGAGGUUAUGUCAAUGCAGUUAAAAGAAAAUGAUUUAAAUUCUCAGUUAUCUUGUUUUAAAAAUGAAAAUAUCAUGUUAUCCCAGAAACUCCAGGAAGCUGAAAAGACCCUUGCAGACGUGAAAUCCCUAAAUCAGGUUCUUUCUCAAGAUUGUGAGGCAAAGCAACUGAAAUUGAUUGAGAGCACUGGAGUAAAUGACCAGUUGCAACAAGAAGUGGUUGAUCUGCAAGUGCUGAGGCAGACUGCAGAAGAGAAGCUGACAAGUUUAAAAGUUGAAAAGGAGGAGUUGGAAAAGGAAAAGGUCUGUCUACAGACAAUUGUAACGGAGUGGGAGCAAAGGUCACAGAUAAUGUCAACGAAGGCAGAAGUGAUGCAAAACACAAUAAAUUCUCUGGAAGACGAUUUAAAACAGCACAAGCAUAAUUUGGAGUCGGUGAAAGUCAUUAAUUUGGAACUCACUGAAAAGGUAAGCAUGUUACAAGAAAAUUGCUUCAAGCUACAAAAUGAAAUCAAUGAUUGUUUGAAAAAAGCAGAGAGGAUGCAGAAGGAUUUUGAGCUUGAAAGGAACUCCCUUUCUGUUGAGCUUCAGUCCUCUCGGCAAGAAGUGGAAAGCUACAAGCUGUCUUUAGAGAUCUCUGCUUCAGAAAAAGAAGAUCUUAAGAAGAAUCUGGCCUUAUCUCAGGAUAACAUUGCUUUAUAUGAGCAGAAAAUUAAGGAAAUGGAAGGUGCCUGUCAAGAGAAGCUUGCACUAGCCCAGGAAAGGUAUGAAGGAGAAAAACAGGCACUGAAACGAGAACUGACUGGAGCAGAGCAAAAGAACAUUGAUUGUUUCACUGAAAUAAAUGACCUGAAGUCCAGUAAAGAAGAGCUGAACUUAGCAUUAAAGGAAUCGGAAAUAAAAUUGGAGCAGUGUACCAAAAUAAAGGGUGACCUGAAUUCCACCAUUAUGCGGCUCACUAAGGAGAAAGAUUCUGCCCUCAACAAGCUACAGCUCUGGAUGAAGUCCUGCAAACAGCUAGAGCAAGAGAAAGAAGCACUCCUCAAAGAAAACCAGCAGCAAGAACUGCUUGCCAAACGUAAUGCCAGCCUAGAAGAAGUAGGAGCACUACAGUCCGAGAUACAAGAACUCAAAGAGGCCUUGGAUGAGAAGAGUAAAGAAGCUGAUGAGAGCAUGGAGAAGUACUGCAAUAUCAUGAUUAGUCUUCACAAACUGGAAGAAGCCAAUGAGAUCCUUGAAAACAAACUUGCUUUAAUGAGCAGCCAGGUAUUGCCUUUGAAAGGUAGCAAAACAGCAGGGAGCACUCCAAAAACAUCAGAUUCCCCAACAGAAAAGAACCCUAAGUCUGCAGAAAGGAGGAGAGCUUCACCCAGAGGACAGUCACGGCUUUCAGCAAAGAGGCAGAGAGCUUCAGGUGCUGAGGAGGAGACUGACCCAGCAAAGGCACAGGAGCACCUGAGCUCCAGCAAGAGAGUCUGUGGACAAGUGAACCCCCAAACAGCGCAGCGUACAGAGGAGGAGGAUGAAGAAUUCAGACUAGAGGGGUUACCAGAAGUGGUGAAAAAAGGGUUUGCAGAUAUCCCAUCUGGAGAAAUGAGCCCCUACAUUAUUCGUAGGACAACUGUUCAGAGGUGCAGCCCGCGCCUUGCUGCAAAGAGAUCUCCCACAUUACAGACUGCUCAGAAAGGACUGGAAAAUGCUGUUCCUGGACAGAAACCCACAGCAGAGGGCAGCAAAAAUAAAAAACAGAUGCACAAAGUGGAAUCACUACCUGCACCAGUGGUCAUCAGUGCAGGGAAACUGCUGUCAACCAUAACUAACAGUCCGACUAAGCAGGGUUUCGAGAGUCCUGUCAGCAACAUGGAAGCAAGGAGAAGCAAGAGAUCCCUAAGCUCAAAGAAAUCACCUGAGCAAAUGGAGAAACGGAGACAAAUAGUGGCUUCUGAAAACUCAAGUGAAAACUGUCAAGUACAGUGAUAACAGUUUUGUUUUCUAAACUGAAAAGUGUAAAUAGCAGUAUUUCGUGUAAGAAUAAAAAAAAUGUAUAAUA
Lepisosteus oculatus (spotted gar) is the source of this 8803-nucleotide messenger RNA. RefSeq names its product centromere protein F (gene cenpf). Gene Ontology annotation, molecular function: transcription factor binding; protein homodimerization activity; dynein complex binding. The record is from RefSeq and is a predicted model, not a curated record. Gene Ontology annotation, cellular component: chromosome, centromeric region; nucleus; spindle pole. Gene Ontology annotation, biological process: metaphase chromosome alignment; regulation of G2/M transition of mitotic cell cycle; mitotic cell cycle. NCBI's taxonomy places the organism in Eukaryota, Metazoa, Chordata, Actinopteri, Semionotiformes, Lepisosteidae.